GGGUUUCAGCGAGACACAGAGAAGUACAACGGAAAAUUAAAUUGCGCCUCGAUUUCAACAUGACGCGGAGCGAGGCCUAGGACCGAGAUCGCAUCUCAGUUGCCCCUUUCCGUAGAGGGGAGAGUAAAGAGAGCAGGAGGGAAGACGGGGAAGAGGUGAGUGAAGAGUGAAGCUUCUCGUGAUCGUCAGGGUCGCGUUGAACCGCCAACGACACCGUACCGCGCGGAUAUCUGCCGGAGAAGCACGAAGAACGGAAGAAGGAUCGGAGCGGGCAGUUCGCCAGCGGUGCAGGAUGGCGGAGAAACGGUCCUUCCGGCCGUGGGUCGUCCUCGCGACGAUCCUGUCCGGGCAGCUGCUGCUGCUGCUGCUGCCGCUGCAGCCGGCCCGCGGCGAGAUCUACACCAAGAUGUUCUCGAGCCAGCAGAACCCGAGCGACCCGUGCUACGACGAGGACCGGCCGCGCCGGUGCAUCCCCGAUUUCGUGAACGCGGCGUUCGGCGCGACCGUCGAGGCGUCGUCCACGUGCGGCACCGGCGGGCCCACCCGCUACUGCGACGUCACCGACGAGCCCGGCGGCACCACCGGCAUCGGCCACUGCCACGUGUGCGACGACAGCACGCCCCGGCGACGCUUCCCCGCGAGCUAUCUGACCGACCUGAACAACCCGAACAACGUCACCUGCUGGCGCAGCGAGCCGCUCGUCAGCUCGCAGAGCUUCUCGGCGCCGCCCGACAACGUCACCCUGACCCUCUCCCUCGGCAAGAAGUACGAGCUUACGUACGUCAGCCUGCAGUUCUGCCCGCGCGCCGCCAAGCCCGACUCGAUCGCGAUCUACAAGUCGAUGGACUACGGCAAGACCUGGCAGCCGUUUCAGUUCUACUCGUCGCAGUGCCGCCGGGUCUACGGCAGGCCGAAUCGCGCCACCAUCACCAAGGCGAACGAGCAGGAGGCCCGGUGCACCGACAGUCACCGUUACACCGGCGGCGACGGCCUCGGCCCGGUCGGCAGGAUCGCCUUCAGCACCCUGGAGGGCCGACCGUCCGCCGCCGACUUCGACAACUCGCCGGUGCUGCAGGACUGGGUGACCGCCACCGAUAUCCGGGUGGUGUUCAACCGGCUGCACAUGCCGUCGGGCCCGGACCAGGGAUCGUCGUCGCUCAACGGCGAGGAGCAUCACGUGGCGGCGAUCGGGCUGGAGGAGAUGACGAAGCGGGAACGCGAGCGCGAGGAACGGCUCAAGAGCCAGAAGAACGCGAUUCUGCACGGCCAGGAUCCCUUGGUGACGGCCCUGCCGUCGGUCCAUCAGGUGAUCGCGCCCCAAGAGAUGCAGUCCAACGACGCGAUCGACGCCGCGGUACGCGACAUGGGCUUCGUGCCGGUCACCGUCUCCUCGACCACGACCACGCUCGCCAGCGUGGCGAUGAACGGCCUGGGCCCGAUCGCCACCGCCACCAUGGCCCACCACUACGCGGUCUCGGACUUCGCCGUGGGCGGCAGGUGCAAGUGCAACGGACACGCGGCGCGCUGCAUCCCCGGCAAGGACGGCGAGGUCGUCUGCGAGUGCAGGCACAACACCGCCGGCAGGGACUGCGAGCGAUGCCGGCCCUUCCACUUCGACCGGCCGUGGGCCAGGGCCACCGCCAGGGACGCCAACGAGUGCAAAG
Molecule: messenger RNA, 1664 nt
Organism: Temnothorax curvispinosus
Lineage: Eukaryota; Metazoa; Arthropoda; Insecta; Hymenoptera; Formicidae
Product: netrin-1-like
Exons: 1
Source: RefSeq, a predicted model, not a curated record